AGGACAAGGAUCCGGAUUAGAAUUUAGAAAAGAACCAUUAGCUCAAUAUAAAAACAAUAGAAGUCAACGGAAAGUCCUGAACGUAGAGAAUCAAACGUCUGUGUCUUCGUCAAAUAGAAACAAAGAGAGCAAGACGGAGAGGGGGAAUCGUAUUUCAUAUUCAAUUUUAAACCCGCGCCUCCCAAUGCCAAUUACGUGGCUUAACUCAAUGCAUAACAUCCAUAUGUGAGUUUAUGCACCUUGCAGGCAAAGUUUCAAGGGAACUGCCUCCCACCAGAUCUCCGAGGAGUAGAAGAGAAGAAAGGACGUUCACGUUUGCCUCCUCUCCACACUACUUUAGUGAAGGUGGAAGAAGCCGAUGGACGCGAUGUUUGAUGCAGACAACUGUUCGCUAACCUGCACGGCCGGUUAGAAUGGUGCGGCUUUGUCGAGGAGACGGAGGAACGUUACAUGUGUUGCCCUGCGUAAGGAAGCGGUGUGAAAGAAGAACGGAUCUCUAUUGCGCUUCUAGUUAAACGCAUCUGGAGAAUCGCACACAUCGGUCAAGUCAUGUCUUUUGAAUUCCGAAUACUGAUGUUCGGAAUCGGGACAGCCCUGGUUAUAUUUGUGAUCAUAGCUGAUAUAUCGGAAGUGGAGGAAGAAAUCGCGAACAUUGAGGAUUCACAGAAAUUUCACUUAAAAAGCUUUGUCCUUCAGUCCAACAGAAAUUCAGUCUUGAAUGCUGCUCCUACUUCACUAGUCACCUAUAGAAAGAGCAAAGUCUCCUCUUCUCCAGUUCCACUGCCAGGCAUAAAGAGCAAAACCAGCAAUUCAUCCUCACCAGAAUGGACUUUCAACAGAACCUUGUCUAACCUCAUCAGGAAAAACAUUUUGAGGUUCCUGGAUGCUGAGAGGGACAUCUCAAUCCUUAAGAGCACCUUUAAACCCGGGGAUGUCAUUCAUUAUAUAUUUGACCGCCAGAGCACCACAAACAUCUCCGAGAACCUGUACCACCUUUUGCCGACGGUGUCUCCCAUGAAGAACCAGCAUUACAAACAAUGUGCCAUCGUAGGGAACUCUGGGAUACUACUGAAUAGCAGCUGCGGCAGAGAGAUUGAUUCACACGACUUUGUCAUCCGGUGUAACCUGGCUCCAGUAGAGGAGUACGCGACUGAUGUGGGCCUGCGCACCAGUCUGGUGACCAUGAACCCUUCUGUGGUGCAGCGUGCUUUUCAGGACCUGCACAGCGACGAGUGGGUACAGCGCUUCGUCCACAGGCUGCAGAGUCUCAGCGGGAGCGUGCUGUGGAUCCCUGCCUUCAUGGCUAAAGGAGGAGAGGAGCGAGUGGAGUGGGCGAUCCGCCUAAUUCUUCUGCACACCGUGAACGUCCGUACCGCCUUCCCCUCCCUGCGUCUGCUCCAUGCUGUCAGAGGAUACUGGUUGACCAAUCACGUCCAGAUUAAAAGACCCACCACCGGGCUCCUGAUGUACACCAUGGCCACCCGCUUUUGCGAUGAGAUCCACUUGUACGGCUUCUGGCCUUUCGCCCACGAUCCAGAUGGCAAACCGGUCAAGUACCACUACUACGACACGCUAACUUACCACUACACAUCCAGUGCCAGUCCACACACGAUGCCUUUGGAAUUCCGAACUUUAAGUGCUCUUCACAGACAGGGGGCGCUGCGGCUGCACACCGGACCGUGUAAACUUCCAACAUGAGCGCUCGCCGCCUCGUUCCGAACGGUUUCGUACACUGGACCUUAGAGGUGCUGUGGAAAAUACAGAUUACCUGAAUGCUUCGGGUAAAUCUCUGACCAAAUGUGAGAAUGCAAUAUUUUUUUUGGUUCCUUUUAAAGUGUUCAACCUUGAAAAGGUUUUAAAUCUGUAAUUAAGGCUAUUUUAUAAAAAGCCCCUUGCCGUUGGUUUAUUUCUACUUAUCUCGCGUUUCAUUAAGUGUCUUAUUUGUUCAGAUUUUCUGCCAUAUUUGGCCACUAGGUGGGAGCAUAUGUUCUUUCUGUCUUUAGUCUUAGCUGUUCGGCACAAUUGUUUAAAAAAAGGUACUUAAGAAUGUCAUUUAUUUGUUGCCUUUACGGUCUAAGUGUCUGUUGAGCCCACAGACAGAACGACUGAAUGUAAGACUCUCGUCGGUUUUUACAUUUAACAUCGAGCAAUUUAGACUUAGGACGAACGUUUUCACUGGUUUGAAGGGGGUUUUCCACUACGUUGCUUACGUACGUUCUUCUAGAAGAUAUUUUGGACAAUUUAGUGCCUCAAGUUAGAGAUGACGCUAUGCUGCGUCGCGUGAGACUCGAUAAAGUUGCCUUAGAAAGACUUAGUGAAGUAGUAUUGUGAUUGUUAGCAGGCGGUGACAUUUUUGCAUUGAUGUGCGCUAGUACUUGCGGAACAUGUGAACUGCAGGCGUGUAGUUGAACGUGUUUGCACAGCGAGGCAGCUAUCGGAGCGAGUGCAGCCCCACGCUGAGAUACUGUAGCCAAAAUCCAGAACACACCCAGCUGUUCACACACUCUUGUGUACUCAAGGAUGGUCGAGCGUGAAGGGACAUUCGGUGUGUACACUUUGGAAUUUGUUAAAGCCACAUAGCAGCGGCGUUUCUGUAUCUAAGGGUUUUUUGGGGGUCGGGGUUGGAUUUCUUUUUGUAUGUGACGCAUAUUACAUGUUUAAGUGAAUGUAUUUGUGAUAACUUAUAAGUAAAAACAUACUGCUGUA
Messenger RNA from Puntigrus tetrazona (Sumatra barb), 2706 nucleotides. It is a transcript of the gene st8sia2, whose product is annotated as ST8 alpha-N-acetyl-neuraminide alpha-2,8-sialyltransferase 2. Gene Ontology annotation, molecular function: alpha-N-acetylneuraminate alpha-2,8-sialyltransferase activity. The record is from RefSeq and is a predicted model, not a curated record. The transcript has 6 exons. The coding region runs from base 550 to 1698 and encodes 382 amino acids. Gene Ontology annotation, biological process: oligosaccharide metabolic process; N-glycan processing. Lineage: Eukaryota; Metazoa; Chordata; Actinopteri; Cypriniformes; Cyprinidae.